AUGGUGGAUGGAGUUCUCAGGUACGCUACACCCCUCCUCCGUCAUGACCACAUGCCACUCCUGCAGGCGCCAAAGGAAUCUGUCAUGCCUUUGCUUCGAAGUACCGAGAGACGGCUCUUGAAAGAGAACAGUCGAGCAGAGGCAUAUAAGACUGAAAUGCAGAAACUAAUUGAUGCAGGUGCUGUAAAGGAGGUUUCUGAGGAGAAACCAUCAAAGGAGAGCUGGUACAUCCCCCACCAUCUCGUCACCCACAAUGGGAAGAAUCGCAUAGUUUUCAACUGCUCACACAAAUACCUUGGACAAUCUCUUAACCAGUUCCUACUACCUGGCCCAACACUUGGAGCUUCUUUGUUGGGAGUCUUAUUGAGAUUCCGAGAACGUCCAAUAGCUGUCAGUGGAGACAUUAAGGGAAUGUUUCAUCAGGUUCGUCUUAUACCUGAGGAUCGUCCCUUACUGAGAUUCCUGUGGCGAAGUCUGAAGGUAGAUGAGCCCCCAAAGACCUUCGAGUGGCAAGUCCUACCUUUUGGGACAACCUCUAGCCCAUGUUGCGCUACGUACGCUUUGCAGCGUAAUGUAACAGACCAUACUCAGCCAGGGGAAGACCUACGUGAUUCCAUUGAGAAAUGUUUUUAUGUUGACAACUGCUUACAGAGUGUUGGCUCAUCCGAAGAAGCAAAGUCCCUUGUGGAUAGGUUGAGGAGCAUCCUGGCAACUGGAGGUUUUGGGCUACGACAGCGGACAUGCCCUGACUGUCAACGUUGGAGGGGACAACCAUCUGUCCCAAAGAUGUCAGAUCUACCUCUUGCUCGGCUAAGAUUGUUUAAACCAGCCUUUUAUUCGACCGGGGUGGACUGUUUUGGGCCGAUGCAAGUUAAGAUAGGAAGAAGACAUGAGAAGAGAUGGGGAAUCAUUUUUAAAUGUAUGACCAUGAGGGCAGUGCAUCUAGAGCUCCUGAGUAGCCUAGACACCGAUGCAUUCCUCAUGGCUCUAAGGAGGUUCAUUGCCAGAAGAGGAACACCUGCUGAACUGUGGUCGGAUCAAGGAACCAACUUCAGAGGAGGAGAAAGAGAACUUAAAGAGGCUUUCUCAAACAUGGCCGAUGACCUGCGGCAACACCUUGCCAAGCGACAGAUAAAAUUUCAGUUUAAUCCCCCAGGAUCCCCUCACUUUGGCGGUGUGUGGGAAAGAGAAAUACGCUCUGUGAAAUCAGCCCUCCGAGUUUGUGUGAGCUCUCAACCUAUCCAUGAAGAGGUCCUUCUCACCGUCCUUCUGGAGGUGGAAUCCAUCCUAAACUCUAAACCAUUAGGGUAUGUUUCCACAGAUAUCGCUGAUGUAGACCCAGUAACUUCCAACAGUCUCCUGAUGGGGCGGCCUGAUGGGUCAUUGCCUCAAGUAGUCUACCCGAAGUCUGAGAACCUCAGCCGUAGACGCUGGCAACACUCCCAGAUCCUGGCUGACCAGUUCUGGGUUAGGUUCAUCAAAGAGUACCUUCCUAACUUGCAGACAAGACUAAAAUGGCAAUCUUCUUCUCCUGAGCUCCUGAAGGAGACAGUUGUCAUGUUGGUGGACCCACAGAUGCCACGAGCUUUAUGGCCAGUUGGAUAUGUCGUUAAGACCCACCGUAGUGAAGAUGGCUGCAUAAGAUCUGCAGAUGUGAACAUCAAAGGACAUUUGUACACCAGACCGGUUGCUAGAAUGAUAGUUCUUCCAUCGCUACCUUCAGGAGAAGACCAACCAACAACCAAACAGACCCCAUCUAAUAAUUAACAUGUUUAUUAUGGCAAAUGUGUGAACACAUUUGGGGGCGGCUGUAUAAAAGGUUCAGAAUUUCAUAUAUUACCUUUAUUAAAUUUGUUGGUUUUAUUUUGGUGGGAAUUCAGGAAGUGACAUGCCUUUAUUUUGAAGAGCCUUUCACAGUGAGCUCACUUCCAGCACUAGAACUUUCCCUUUUCUUUCCUUUUUUUACCUGCAUGUGAGACAAGCGUUCCUUCUCCUGCAAGUCAUGUUGAUGUUGACAGCAUUAUGUUAAUGCAAGAAAACUGUUGUCAAUGCUGUUAAUGAUUACCAUCAACCGAGAUUAAAGAUUUGGAUCUACAGCAAAGGAUGCAUCUAGCCUCUACCUGUAUUCUAACAGAUACACCAUAUUGAUAGCCACCUCACCUGGAAAGAGCUAGCUUUAACCAAACCCUCCUUUACAGGUUCGUUAUUGAAAACUUUCUAAUUUCUGUUGCAUCUGUGCUAUCCUUACCUUUACACACACAAACAAUUGGUUCUGCUGCUGUUUCUGAUACUGUACUUUUUCUCUAGCAGUGCUGCAGCUAAAACUGUUAUGUUACCAACUCUGUUGAAAAGGAUUUCCUCAAUAUCUUGAUUCAACUUCUCCUCUUUAAGAUUUAGUUGUGAUUUUUUUUCUAAGAACAAUAAACAGUGACCUGUAAAUGUG
Nothobranchius furzeri (turquoise killifish) is the source of this 2443-nucleotide messenger RNA. RefSeq lists its product as uncharacterized. Gene Ontology annotation, molecular function: nucleic acid binding. The record is from RefSeq and is a predicted model, not a curated record. Lineage: Eukaryota; Metazoa; Chordata; Actinopteri; Cyprinodontiformes; Nothobranchiidae. Gene Ontology annotation, biological process: DNA integration.